Molecule: messenger RNA, 1425 nt
Organism: Maudiozyma barnettii
Lineage: Eukaryota; Fungi; Ascomycota; Saccharomycetes; Saccharomycetales; Saccharomycetaceae
Gene: SMF3
Product: putative divalent metal ion transporter SMF3
Exons: 1
Coding region: 1-1425 (474 amino acids)
Biological process (GO): iron ion transport; intracellular manganese ion homeostasis
Cellular component (GO): plasma membrane
Molecular function (GO): manganese ion transmembrane transporter activity; cadmium ion transmembrane transporter activity
Source: RefSeq, a predicted model, not a curated record
AUGCCUUCCAUAUUUCAGAUAUUACGGAAAUUUAUGAAAUUCAUAGGACCUGGUAUUAUGGUCAGUGUCGCUUAUAUGGAUCCUGGUAACUAUUCAACAAGUGUAUCAGGUGGUGCACAAUUCAAAUAUCAACUAUUAUUUGCUGUAUUUGUUUCUAAUAUUUUUGCUGUUUUGUUGCAGUGUCUAUGUGUCAAAUUAGGUACUAUUACAGGGUAUGACUUAGCAGAAAAUUGUCGUCGUCAUUUACCUAGAUGGUUAAAUUUAACCUUAUAUUUCUUUGCUGAAAUUGCAAUUAUCGCUACAGAUUUAGCUGAAGUGGUUGGGACGGCCAUAGCCUUACAAAUUCUAUUUGGUAUUCCUUUAACUUAUGGUGUGAUCUUGACAGUAUUGGAUGUUCUAAUCAUAUUGAUCUUUUAUACUCCUGAAGAUGCUGAUUUGAAAAAAGUACGUGCGUUUGAAAUUUUUGUGAGUGUAUUGGUAUCCUUAACCUGUUUAUGUUUCCUACUAGAAAUGUUUAAAAUUAGUGUACCAGAUAAGAAAGAACUUUUUAAAGGGUUUAUGCCUUCAAAUGUGAUAUUUAAGAAUCAACAAGCCUUAUAUAUAUCGUUAGGUAUAUUAGGUGCUACAGUAAUGCCACAUUCUUUGUAUUUGGGUUCGUCCAUCGUGAAACCAAGAUUAAACCAUUAUGAUAAGAAGAAGUACGGUAAAGUUAGUGAAAGACCAAGUUUAAGUGCCAUCAAUUACUCUUUGCAUUUUUCUUACGCAGAAUUAAUCAUUUCUUUGUUUUUAAUUGCCACCUUUGUUAACUCUGCAAUCUUAAUUGUUGCUGGUGCAAGUUUGGCUGGUAAGCCAGAAGCAGCUGAUGCAGACUUACUUUCUAUUUAUGAACUUUUAGUUCAUUACAUAUCUCCAGCAGCUGGUUUGAUUUUUGCUUUGGCCAUGUUAUUCUCAGGUCAAUCUGCAGGUAUCAUAUGCACAAUGGCAGGUCAAAUUGUCUCCGAAGGUUUUAUCCAGUGGACUUUACCUCCUUGGGCCACUAGAUUGUGUACCAGAUUGAUAGCCAUCAUUCCAUGUCUAUUUGUUACUUUGACGAUGGGUGAACGUGGUAUCUCAGAUAUCUUAAACUUGUCACAAGUUGUGUUAUCUUUGAUUUUACCAAUUGUCUCAGCACCAUUAAUCUACUUCACUGCCAAUAGAAAGAUUAUGACUGUCCAUGAUGAACAUCAUGAGCUAGAUCAUAUUGAUGACCAGGAUAAUGUAGAUGAAAAUACAUCUUUGGUACGUCAUAGUACCGGUAUGAAAACGGUAGAUUUCACUAAUAGUAAUCUGUUAACAUUUUCUGCAGUUGCAGUGUGGGCUACCAUCGGUGGUUUGAAUUGUUACUUAGUCGGAUCCUUCCUAAUGGGUGGAGACGUUCAUUUCUAA